UUAUUUAUCUUGUUUGCUGGCUUUUUUUAUGCUCAACUAUGGGCUAAGGAAUACUUGAUAUGGUAGCUAAAUUUAUACAUUGUAAUGAUAAUAAACGUAGCUAGUAGCUAUCUGAUAUGGUUCAUUACGAUUUACUGUAGCUAUUGGGUAUUUGAUCGCAUUACUUUGAGAUGUAGAAUGUUAAUCUGCAGCUGGAGAUCAUCAUGGAAAGUUGUUUGAGAAUAUAGUAAGCACUUAUAGUUUUUGUGUAACAAUUCUCUAUACAUAAUGCAUAGCAAUGGCAAAUAUAUGCCUAUACUAAAACAAAAACUCCACUGAGUGCUUUAAAUAAACCAUGUCUUUUAAAGUAAUUAUUCUAUGAAUGUGUAUAAUAAAAUUUAAUAUUAUGUGUAUUGUUUGUUUUUUCACUUCUUCACUUCAUAUAUAAUAUUGAGGUUGGCUCAUUACAGACACAGACUGUAUAGUAUACAAAGUAUUGAGUAUCCACCUGUUUCGGUCAUCUAAUGUUCAUCUAUUCUAGACUGUUUAAUUCCUAUUUCACCGUGUACUUAAGCUUUUUAAAGGGACACUAGAUAUUUGUAAGAAAACUAACUUCAAGGGGUAAUAAUAACAUCAUUUACACCAGAAUUAUGAUGUUUCUUAGCUUAUAUAAAAUACAGAAGUAACAAAUCAACUUUUCAAUACCCCUAUACCCUUCACAAUACCUUAUUUAGUAUUCUACAUAAGGUUUGGGUGCGAUAUACCAGGCCAUUUUAAGCACAUUUUAUUUUCCUUAUAAGUCUAACAUGCGUGCUUUUUGUGUAUGUUUUUAUAUGUACAGCCUUAACAGGCAAUCACCCCCUCCCCCUCACUGGGGAUUUGAAACUGGGAGACGAGGACUUGUACAGCCCUUCCUCUUCCUUUGCCGUGCAAUCUCGCUCACUAUCCAUAGAAUGCGUAGACAUUCUUCCUCAUUUUUGGAAUUAAUAUCACGGGUACGAUUUGUCAUUGUGAUCUGUGUUUUAUGACCCCUCUCCUUCACUGUUAACUGAAGUACCUACUUCUGAGUACUUUGUGAAUCAGUUAUGAUUGGGGGUUAAUAUGCCACACAGUUAGUAUGGCUAAAAGUUGGAUUCACUUCAUCUUUGGGGUUCAGACCCCGACACAUAUGUUCAUUUUUCACAGAUUCAGUUUGCAUGCUUUCAUUUAUCAUUGACCAUGCUCCUAUGUUAUUUGUUGUCCAUACACCUUUUGUCUGAGGCUUUCUACCAUCCUCCUGAGGCAUUUCAAAAGAAGCUUAUUCUUUACUUUGUCCAGAUUGAGGGGUUUUGGACUUUCCACACGUGUAGUGUCUCCUCUCUCUCAUACAGUCCGCUCCUCAUCCAUGUCCGUGUACCAAUGUAAGUGACACAUAUUUUGACGUUAGAUAUUCUCCCUUAUCACCUUCCAUUCCUUAUCAUUCUGUAUUCUGUACUUGGUUGUUUUGCAAGGGUCUGUCUGUCUUGACUAUUGCUGGUAUUUCCCUCUAUCACAGUGUAUUUUCCUCACCUAUUACUUUCUUAGGUUUUGGUUUAUGCAUCUACAAUGUCCUCCUCUUUUCACUCAAUUGUCGGAUUGGAAUCUCACUGUUGUCUUCCAUGCCCUUUCCCUUCUUCCCUUUGAAUCUUUUAUCUUCCUGCUCCUUGUACAUCGCAUCCUAUACUACGAAACUUAUGUUCUCCUAUGUCCCAAUCAUUUCUACUGAUUCUGGAUUUUACUGUGGCAGGUGGUACCUGUCCAUAUAUACUUUUAUUCAACAUCUACACCAUUAGAUCUCACAGGUCUCUAAUGUUCAUUGUUGAGAUGGGGUUUUCCACAAGAAUGCUCGCAGAUUCAUCCUCACGGUAUAUUGCUUCAUAAGUAUGUUUGUACUGGACUGUACUCUUCCGGACUAACAUGAGUAAAGCAGAAGAGGAUUACUGUCCAUCCCUGGCACUCAAUUAUAUUGCCUUACAACUGUGUAAACAUACAUUUAUUCAAUAUCCAUUUUGCAAAGAGCUACCAAUUACAGAAUAAAGUAUGGAUAGAUGUCAGACUUUCAAGCUUAACCUACUGAAAUCAAAGCAUUGUGGGCUACUGUCACUAGAAGAUGGACCACCACCACUAGAAUGGGAUGGACCACCACCACUAGAGUGGGAUGGACCACCACCACUAGAGUGGGACGGACCACCACCACUAGAGUUGAAUGGACCACCACCACUAGAGAAGGAUGAACCACCACCACCACUAGAGUUUGAUGAUACUUCUUUUCUAGAAAUAUUUUAUCAAGCAGAAAGACAAUGUCACCAAUCAGUUGAAUACAGACAAAACAAUGUAAGAACACCUAUAAAACAAGGAUAUCAUCACAGUUUGUAUCAGCCACAUGGUCACAUGUACAAAUCAGUUGUAGAAUCUCAACCUAUGUACAUAAAAGUAUCUUCAUCCACUUUAUACCCAAACAUCGAGGAGAUGGGGUCAACUGAGUUUGAUGAGCCUUCCUGUAUUUCAAAUUAUGAGAGAUCUUAUGAUCAUCAAGUGUAUACCCUAGUUUUUGUAGCUAAUUUUUCAUAUGGAACAUCUCAGAAAGAAAUUAUGAAGCUUUUUGAGGUGUAUAAGCCGUUAGAUGUAAGAAUGAUAAUUACUGCACCAAGUGGAACUGGAGAAUUCACACAAGCUCUAGUACUGUUACCUUCACCUGAAGAUGCUGAAGCAGCUGUAAUGAAACUGAAUAACACUAUUUUCAAGAAACGACGUAUAGUUGUAUCCACUGAAGCAAGGGAUAUUGAAAGGGCUUGUGGAAUACUGGAACAGAACAAUUACUUUGGAAAAUACAACGGUACAUCAGUUGUUUCAUUCCAUGUCACAGCUUAACUUAAAUAACUGUUUCUUACAGAUAUUCCCAUUACAAUGAAACCUUAAACAAUCAUUGGGCACUAUCAUAUCCAAUAUGUGUAUUAUUAUUAUCCUUAUAGAAUACUUAAAGACUAUUUCGUUUAUUUAGACUCAUAAUUAUUCUGAGCUUGGUAUUUUCUGCAUGACUUUUGAAAUACUGUAAUAGAUACAUGUGAACUAAUACUUUUUUGUUGAAAGAUUUCUUUCAAAGCUUUGAGUAUUGUGGACAAUUUGGUUUUUGUUUGUCUUAGAUUAAUUUUUAAAUGCAAGUUUUGGGAAAUACUAGAACUCGUUUUAAACGUUAUUUUUUUGUGGAUGACUUUUUCCUGUGGUUUAAAUAAAGCAAAUUCAGGUUUGCUUUCAAUUACAUUACCUGUUUUUUGUUAUUAUUUAAUAAAAUACAAACUUAUUGAUUUCCUUCUUAAGCUGUGAAACUUUAUUUUAGAUUGUUGUGGUAUUUAAAAUAUUAUUCAUUAAUUUUCAAAAGGUCCUUUUUAUGAGAAUGAGAACAUCUCUGAAAUCUUCUAUAUUGUAAUUUCCAUUCGAAGUUAAUGAUUUUUUUUAAACACAAAGUUGCAUUAGCAGUUUGCAGAUGCAUAUAUAUUUUUCCACCAAACAUUUCUUUGAAUAUGUCCUGCUAUUUGCUUUGUAAAUUACCAUUAUGCAGUAUUUUACAUUAUAUUGAUGCAAGUUUGAAGUAUUUGUCCAAUUAGUCAUGUAUUUUGAAAAAUAAAAAUGGAGGA
This is a messenger RNA of Limulus polyphemus (Atlantic horseshoe crab), 3632 nucleotides long. RefSeq lists its product as uncharacterized. The coding region runs from base 2038 to 2868 and encodes 276 amino acids. Gene Ontology annotation, molecular function: RNA binding. Lineage: Eukaryota; Metazoa; Arthropoda; Merostomata; Xiphosura; Limulidae. The record is from RefSeq and is a predicted model, not a curated record. The transcript has 6 exons.